CAUUUCUCGGUGCACUAGCAGCGCGAGCACACGGUCCCGAUCGGAGCAGAGCAGAACGGACCACGACUGACGCCGACGACGCGAGCGCGGAUAGCUUUCACCAACUCAUCCCUCAUUCUUCUCACGCGAAGAGACACGAACGGCAGAAACGGCUACGGCAACGGAACGCCCCGCCUCUUGGACUCGGAGUCGAGAAUGUCGCUGAAGUGGAUCGUUCCGGUGGUGGUAGUGCUGGCCGCCGCCGCUUGGUCGAUGGGCGAGCAGCAGACCCAGCCACAAGGCCCGGCGGAUGAGGUGCAGCUGCAGGCCGGUGGCAAUCUGGCUGACCAGCACAAAGCGUUGGUACUGCAUGUGCUGGAGCAGCGUGCUGCCAGCGUACCGGCCGAGAACGCGGACACGGUGGCCGCAAUCCUGGGUGAAUCGGAACAUCAGUUGGAGGCGUGUGCGGCGGCCCUCGCCGUCCACCAGCAGGUCUGGCAGUACAAGGUGUGCACCUCAGCCGUCCAGCGCCAGGGGAUGGCCGCCCUGAACGCGCUCCAGGCGACGGCCGGUGCCGUCUGAGGACGUCCGAAGUUGCUCGCCGAACUCCGACUCGACUCCGAUUACUGUCAAGCGCUCAGUGGUGCCCCCCUCUCCCGGUGGUAACCCAGUCGUUGGAAGUGUAUCUGCUGCGGUGGACGAUAGAUGCAUAAGGCGCCCUCACCCAGGCGGUUGAGAUAGGGGGCAGUGAUGAUGUCAAGGAGCGAAUCGCGGGAGGUUAAAAUGAAAAUUAAAUCGGACACAACUAUCUCGGCUUUCACCACUA
Anopheles aquasalis is the source of this 805-nucleotide messenger RNA. RefSeq lists its product as uncharacterized. NCBI's taxonomy places the organism in Eukaryota, Metazoa, Arthropoda, Insecta, Diptera, Culicidae. The record is from RefSeq and is a predicted model, not a curated record.